Rana temporaria (common frog) is the source of this 1740-nucleotide messenger RNA. It is a transcript of the gene ARL4A, whose product is annotated as ADP ribosylation factor like GTPase 4A. Gene Ontology annotation, biological process: intracellular protein transport; vesicle-mediated transport. The transcript is spliced from 2 exons. Gene Ontology annotation, molecular function: GTPase activity; GTP binding. Gene Ontology annotation, cellular component: cytoplasm. Lineage: Eukaryota; Metazoa; Chordata; Amphibia; Anura; Ranidae. The coding region runs from base 180 to 782 and encodes 200 amino acids. The record is from RefSeq and is a predicted model, not a curated record.
GCAGUCACUUGUCUGGUAAUGUGCCUGCUCGCAGUCUGUGGCUGGCAGCGGCUGGAGGGGGAAGCGGAGGAGCGAUGCGGUCUGUCUGCAGAUAGCGGGCACUGCACCAUCGCCAGCAGGAAACCCUCUGGACCAGAUACCGAUUGUGUUUUGUUAACCUUUUUAAAACCUUCUUCAAAAUGGGGAAUGGACUUUCAGAACAGACGCCUAUCCUCUCGGGCAUAUCACCAUUUCAAGCCUUGCACAUUGCGAUCUUGGGUUUGGACUGUGCCGGGAAGACCACUGUAUUAUACAGGUUACAGUUCAAUGAGUUUGUCAAUACCGUCCCCACCAAAGGAUUUAACGCCGAGAAGAUCAAAGUGUCCCUGGGCAACUCUAAAACUGUGACGUUUCACUUUUGGGACGUGGGGGGUCAGGAGAAGCUGAGGCCCCUCUGGAAGUCGUACACUAGGUGCACGGAUGGGAUUGUCUUUGUGGUGGACUCUGUUGAUGUAGAGCGGAUGGAGGAGGCCAAAACGGAACUGCAUAAAAUCUCUAAGACCUCUGAGAACCAAGGAGUCCCCGUCCUGAUCGUUGCCAACAAGCAGGAUCUCCGGAACUCUUUAUCUUUGUCGGAAAUCGAAAAGUUGUUAGCGUUAAAUGAACUCAGCUCUUCCACACCGUGGCACCUUCAGCCCACGUGCGCCAUCAUUGGUGAUGGACUACGGGAAGGUAUAGAGAAGCUCUACGAAAUGAUCGUUAAACGGAAAAAGAUGCUCAGGCAGCAGAAGAAGAAAAGAUGAACCUUUUUUGAGGUCUUUGCUGAAUGACAAAUGCGAAGGCCAAGCCCCGUCAAAACCUUGGCGUUGCCGGGUUUGAGUUGGAUGCCUGGGCCGCCUGGUGUUAAGUUCCAUUCCAUCUUUAUUUAAAGCUGCGCAGAGCUUAUUCCUUGGGAGUUCUGCGAAUCGAGCAACAAGUUGUAGUGUGUCUGAGUUUUGUAACACCAGGAGAUCGUGGCGUCAACGACUUCGUCGCCGUCUAGUCGUUGAGCGUGGGUAACUAAAUGUUCACAGGGUGUUGGAAGCAGGAUGGUGCCUUCUACGAGAUGGAAAAACUUGUCGCGGGCAUAGAUAUGCCGUUUGCUUGGGGAAAACUGGGCAUUUGAAGUUGCGUGCCCCCAAUCUUUACCUCCCUUCCAUUUUAUCCAACUGAAAUUACAAGAGCUGUGACUAUAUUGGCAACUAUGGAUGGCUGUCCCGUUCAAUACAGAUCUUCAUUUUAAGUCAUCUGGAACUAUACAUGCAGUGCAUGAUGGAUUCUGAUCUUUUCCUUUUGUGUGUUUGUUUUUUCGUUUUUGUUUUUUUUAAUACAUUUUUGUUAGUGACAUCACUGAAAAUGCUGUGCAUUAUCCAGUAUCGUAUACCUCCAUUACAUAUGGACUUUUUAAGGUUCUAAAACAUUUAAUUUCAUGAAAUCUGUUUUAAAACUCUAUAGUCUGGUACAAGAGCACAACUUUUGGUAGGUCUUGUUUAGUAACAGGAACAAUGUAUGAUAACCCGUACCGGGACAGGGUCCUCCAGCUCCAUGAGCAAAGGAUCCAGAACUGCCCCCUCCCCCACUGUUAAUACAUGCCAUAGAAUGGGUGUACCACCAUGCAUCCAUUCGUUGCCCUUUCGCCCCUUGUCCUGGCAUUGAUUAUAAUCUAUGAAAAACCAAUUGGAAGUAAGGGGGAGCGGUGAGAAGUGCUAAUGAGUUACUGUG